Messenger RNA from Pantherophis guttatus, 4005 nucleotides. It is a transcript of the gene SLC40A1, whose product is annotated as solute carrier family 40 member 1. Gene Ontology annotation, biological process: iron ion transmembrane transport. Lineage: Eukaryota; Metazoa; Chordata; Lepidosauria; Squamata; Colubridae. Gene Ontology annotation, molecular function: iron ion transmembrane transporter activity; peptide hormone binding. The record is from RefSeq and is a predicted model, not a curated record. Gene Ontology annotation, cellular component: basolateral plasma membrane.
GCAAGGCACAACAGAGUCCAAGCGGGCAGCUGUGGCUCGGAGGAGAGAGGCGGCUAGCGUCUGACGAGGGCGGUGGGCUCUUCGCUGGGCCCCUUUUUUUCUCUCGGGGCCGUUCUUGGCCUCUGCCUGGGCAUAAGGCCAUUCCUUUCCAACUUCAGCUACAGUGAUAGCUAAGUUUGGAAAGACCAAACAGAGAGAAGCCGCUGCGUCCCCCUGCACCCCUUUUAGCCCCAACCCCACCCUGAAUCGCCCCGUGUUUCUGCUUUCUGUAUCUCGCUCUCAUCUACUUCCACCUCUUUCUCUCUGUUGCUUCUGCGCCUGAAAGGGCUUGACAGCCUCCGCAACUGAGCAAAAAAAAAAAAAAAGAGGAGAGGCGACCCCGGAUUGCCAUGGCUCGGUCUGCAACAGAACAACAAAACAGCCGAGGCUGUUGCGAAUCCUGUAUUAACUAUUUGACAUCUGCAAAAGUCCUCCUGUACUUUGGACAUGCCCUGUCCACUUGGGGGGAUCGUAUGUGGCAUUUUGCAGUGUCUGUCUUCCUGGUUGAAUUAUAUGGAAACAGUUUGCUCCUAACUGCUGUUUAUGGAUUGGUUGUGGCAGGAUCAGUUCUUCUUCUAGGUGCCAUUAUUGGAGACUGGGUAGACAAGAAUUCAAGGCUCAAAGUAGCCCAGACGUCCUUAAUUGUGCAGAAUGCAUCAGUCAUUUUGUGUGGCAUCCUUCUGAUGAUCGUCUUCCUGUUUAAAGCACAGCUUAUAAAUUUGUAUCAAGGAUGGCUUCUUACCUUGUGCUAUAUUCUAGUCAUCUCAAUAGCAAACAUUGCGAAUUUGGCCAGUACAGCCACAGCAAUCACCAUACAGAGAGACUGGGUUGUUGUUGUUGCUGGUGACAAUAGAAGCAAAUUAGCAGAUAUGAAUGCUACCAUACGAAGGAUUGAUCAGCUGACCAACAUCUUGGCUCCUAUGGCCGUGGGACAAAUAAUGACCUUUGGAUCACCAGUGAUAGGGUGUGGGUUCAUUUCUGGCUGGAACAUGAUCUCCAUGUGUAUAGAAUAUACACUGCUCUACAAAGUGUACAAGAAGACGCCUGCUUUGGCUCACAAAACUGGUUCAAAGGGUGAAGAGUCAGAACUGAAGCAGCUCAAUGUACAGAAAGAUGGUGAAUCGAAGGGCACCGAAGGAGUCCAGUUAAUUCACAAGAAAGAGACCGCUGUUUCUGAGCCUGAACAGGAAAAUACUAGCUGCCUUUCUCGCAUGGCCGAACCGUUCAGUACAUUCCGUGAUGGAUGGGUUUCCUACUAUAACCAGUCAGUGUUCCUUGCAGGUCUGGCCCUGGCAUUCCUUUACAUGACCGUCCUUGGGUUUGACUGCAUUACUACUGGCUAUGCAUACACUCAGGGAUUGAGUGGCUCCACUUUAAGCUUAUUAAUGGGGGCCUCUGCCUUAACUGGAAUCCUGGGAACAAUAGCCUUCACUUGGCUUCGUAACAAAUGUGGGUUAAUCCGCACAGGCAUCAUCUCUGGAAUAGCCCAGCUGUCUUCUCUUGUUUUGUGUGUGAUCUCAGUGUUCACACCAGGAAGUCCUUUGGAUCUCACGGUUUCCCCGUUCGCUGACAUCAGUGCUAGGUUGUUUGAAAGCAAUCCAUUACCCACCCUGGCGCCUGAUGGCGAUCUCCUUGAAAUGGCUUUUACCACUGAAAUGCCUGCUUUGAUCAAUGCAACGUCUUCUGAUCCAGGAUUAGCUCCCAGCCCAGUGUCUCUCAUCUCUGUUAGCCUUCUGUUCGCGGGAGUCAUUGUAGCAAGAGUUGGCCUUUGGUCUUUUGACCUGACAGUCACACAAUUGAUUCAGGAAAAUGUGAUAGAGUCCGAAAGAGGUAUCAUAAAUGGCGUCCAGAACUCCAUGAAUUACCUUCUGGAUCUGCUGCAUUUCAUCAUGGUUAUACUGGCUCCUAACCCUGAAGCUUUUGGACUGCUAGUAAUCAUUUCUGUUUCCUUCGUCGCAAUGGGUCAUAUCAUGUACUUCCGUUUUGCCCAUAAAAGCUUGGGGAGGAAUGUCAUUCUUUGCUGUACUCCUGAGUUAAAGUCAGUUGCCAAUGAGCCUCCAAAUCCUGAUGAAUCCAAUGCAUAGAGGAUUUUGACUCCUCCAUGUGUUUUUUUCCGGUCCAUGUUGACUGGCAUGCUUUAUUAUGGGUCAGAAGCAGCUGGCACCUAAAAGGGUAUUCCUUUCCAGCACCCAAGCCCACAAUCUGCCUUGUUUUCCUUUGCCUUUCGGCAGGUAACCAAGUAUGGAUUUUUACCAGGUGCAAAAGAUACACAUAUUUAUUUAAGAGGAUAUUUCCUCAAUAGUUAAAGUUUAAUUUAAAAAAAAAAAAGCAGUUGACUAGAUGGACAUAAGUUUGAUUCUUUUCAAAUAUACAAUUACUAUUGGUUGGAGUGGGCUGGAGAUUAAUAAAUUAAACAAAAUACGCUCUUAUAUGUAAUAUGAUUAGUGGGUGUUAUUGUUUCAUACAGCAUAGAUGUGCAGUUUUUUCUUUUUUAAAAGAAAUACUAGAUGUGAGGAAAACAUACAAAUCAACGACAGCAAAGUUUAUUGAUCUCAAAAAGAUCUCAAAUGUGCCUUUAAACAAACAAACAAGACCUCUUUUCUGUGAAGUUAUUUCUAGUUUAGUUUUGGAGAAACAUCUGGGUUAUUUUAGUAUAUUAUCUGAAUAAGAAAUAAUGUAAAAUAGUAUAGAAUAUGUAUGUAGCACUUCAUAGGAGGCAAUUAACCUAGCGUAGACCGAAGCUAUUUAUAUAAUAUAGUAUAGCAUUGUAAAACAUAAGGGGGAAAUAUUUUUGGUUUUAUAAAUUUUCAGUAACAUGCUUACUAAGCCUUGGUUUCAUAGUAUUAAAGGCCAAAUAUAUGAAGUGAAAGAACUAGGUUUUGUGUGUGUGUUAGUGUGCAUCCAUGCAUUAAUGAGUACAAGGGAAAAGAAAGAUACAAUCUAUUUUUUUCAAAAUUAUUUAAAUUAUUUAAAGCACCUAAGCUGCAAAAUUGCAACCAUUUAUUGUACAAUAGCCCCCUUUAAUAUCUAGAAGAAAUCAAGAAUACACCACGAGCAACUUCUUUAUAUAAAACCCAUUUCAAAUGACAUUGAAUUGACAAAAAAAAAUAAUUUGUUUUCUAGAUGAACAAUAUGAGACAAUGUAUGAAUUUUGUGUGUAUGCCUUUCUUAUGUAUGUCAGUAAUUUGGAAAAUUAGCUGUGUAACUUGUGAACACAUGAUUAAUAGUUUAAUCAUGAUUAAAGUAAAAGCAUGUCCCUGAUCAUAGAUCUAUAUCUGCAAAAGCAACUUGCAUCCAAAAGGAAGCAUAGCAGUGUUUGUACUAUCGAACAGCUUCUGGGCAGCACUGAUGUUGACAACUCCAAAUGUAUAUUGGGGCAAGAUUUUGGUGAAGACUGGCAGCGGUGCAUGCCUUCUGUUCAGUGACAGGAUUAGUGUGGUUCUACUGUGCUAAUCAGCAGGCAUGGUUUGCAUUUAGAAAAAGGGUCAGCAUGCAGAGUCCUGCUUCACUUUACACUGGUGAAUUAGGGUACAUCUGUAUAGUUUAAAAUGUUUUACAGAGCUAAUACCCUUAUGCACUCUGGUUGUUUUAUACCAUAGCUUACUAAAAAUACUAUUUUAAAUAAGUUGCAAUUGGUUUGCAAUUGGAAUGUGUGUGUGAGUGUAUUUUUUUUAAAACUUGUUAAUGUAAAAGCAAACUGAUAAUCAGUAGUGAGCGACAAUGCCAUCUAUGUAUGAAUUGCUUUUGGAGACAUUUUAUGGUAUACAGAAAUGAAUACAAUGCUUUUUACAGUAAGUUUCAUGCACUUUUGUGGAAAUUGCAGUAACAAUGCUACAAGCACUUUGCUUUAAAAUAGAGUUGAAUCCUCUUACUCUACUCCGGAGUUUUUCUAAAUGUAAUUUUCAACUUCUGUUUGUUAAAUAUUUGUAAAAUAUUUGUAUGCAUAAAUAUAAACUAUUUUUCACA